AUGGAACUAGGGAAUGACACACAAAUUUCAGAAUUCCUUCUUCUGGGAUUUUCAGAGGAACUAGAAUUGCAGCCCCUCAUAUUUGGGCUUUUCCUCUCCAUGUACCUGAUCACAGUGAUUGGAAACCUGCUCAUCAUCCUGGCCACCAUCUCAGACUCCCACCUGCACACACCCAUGUACUUCUUCCUCUCCAACCUCUCCUUUGUGGAUAUCUGUUUCACCUCCACAACCAUCCCAAAGAUGCUGGUGAACAUCCAGACACAGAGCAAAGUCAUCACCUAUGCAGGCUGCAUCACCCAGAUGUUCUUUUUUACACUUUUUGCAGGGCUGGAUGCCUUUCUGUUGACUGUGAUGGCCUAUGACCGGUAUGUAGCCAUCUGUCACCCCCUGAACUACAUGGUUAUCAUGAACUCCCAGCUCUGUGUGUUGCUGGUCCUUACCACCUGGAUCAUGAGUGUCUUGCAUUCUUUGUUACAUAGCUUAAUGAUGUCACAGCUUUCCUUCUGUACAGAUCAGGAAAUCCCCCACUUUUUCUGUGAAUUCAAUCAGGUGGUCCACCUUGCCUGUUCUGAUACUUUUCUAAAUGACAUGGUAAUGUAUUUUGCAUCAUGCCUACUGGGUGGUGGAACCUUUUCUGGUAUCCUUUAUUCUUAUUCUAAGAUAGUUUCCUCUAUAUGUAAAAUCUCAGUCGCUCAGGGGAAGUAUAAAGCCUUUUCCACCUGUGUCUCUCACCUCUCAGUUGUCUUCUUAUUUUAUUGUACAAGCAUGGGUGUGUACCUUAGUGCUGGUGCUACACACAGCUCACACUCAAGUGCAACAGCCUCAGUGAUGUACACUGUGGUCACCCCCAUGCUGAACCCCUUCAUCUACAGUCUGAGGAAUAAAGACAUAAAAAGGGCCCUGAAACAAUUAAUUUCAAGAAAGCAGUAA
This is a messenger RNA of Tupaia belangeri chinensis (Chinese tree shrew), 930 nucleotides long. Its product is annotated as olfactory receptor 7A10-like. Bases 1 to 930 code for a protein of 309 amino acids. Gene Ontology annotation, biological process: G protein-coupled receptor signaling pathway. Gene Ontology annotation, cellular component: membrane. The record is from RefSeq and is a predicted model, not a curated record. Gene Ontology annotation, molecular function: G protein-coupled receptor activity; olfactory receptor activity. The transcript has a single exon. Lineage: Eukaryota; Metazoa; Chordata; Mammalia; Scandentia; Tupaiidae.